CAGCAUUACGCCAUUCUUCCUUCUUGGAAAAAUCCCUCAGCCUUAUACAAGCCUCCUUCAAGCCCUCAGUCAGUUGUGUGGGAGAAAGGGGGCGGUCGGCUUUCUCCUUUCAAGAACGAGUUAUUUUCAGCUGCUGACUGGAGACGGUGCACGUCUGGAUAAGGCGCAUUUCCACUAUGGGACUGGAUAUAGACACACGCCCGGCGGACUUCAAGACGCUCAGACUGCAGAGAAAGCCCUCCCCGCUGCCGCUGCCGCUGCCGCUGCCGCCACCCCUGCUUCUCAAGAGCCACUCUUUUCAUGAUUUUUCCUGCCAAACCAGAGGCACCGUCGCUGCUGCAGCCCUUCUCUGUGGUGUCAUUCAGCGGCUGGCCAGAGGAUGAGACUCCCCAAACUCCUCACUUUCUUCCUUUGGCCCCUGGCUUGGUUGGACCUGGAAUUUAUCUGCACUGUAUUGGGUGCCCCCGACUUGGGCCAGAGAUCCCCGGGGGUCAGGCCAGGGUUGGCCAAAGCAGAAGCCAAGGAGAGGCCCCCACUGGCUCGGAACAUCUUUAAGCCGGGGGGUCACGGCUAUGGUGGGGGUGCCACCAAUGCCAGGGCAAAAGGAGGCUCUGGACAGACACAGGCAAAGAAGGAUGAACCCAGAAAACUGCCCCCUAGAUCCGGUGGCCCUGAAACCAAAUCAGGAGCCCCUCCUCAGACUAGGCAGGCUGCAGCACGGACUGUGACCCCAAAAGGACAGCUCCCUGGGGGCAAGACUCUCCCAAAGGCAGGAUCUUCCCCCAGUUCUUUCCUGCUGAAGAAGGCCAGGGAGCCUGGGGCCCCUCGAGAGCCCAAGGAGUCUUUUCGCCCGCCCCCCAUCACACCUCACGAGUACAUGCUCUCGCUGUACAGGACGCUGUCCGAUGCUGACAGAAAGGGAGGCAACAGCAGCGUGAAGUUGGAGGCCGGCCUGGCCAACACCAUCACCAGCUUUAUUGACAAAGGGCAAGAUGACCGCGGUCCUGUGGUCAGAAAGCAGAGGUACGUGUUUGACAUUAGUGCCUUGGAAAAGGACGGGCUGCUGGGGGCCGAACUAAGGAUCUUUCGGAAGAAGCCCUUGGACACUGCCAAGCCUGUGGCCCCCAGUGGCGGGCGGGCUGCCCAGCUGAAACUGUCCAGCUGCCCCAGUGGCCGGCAGCCGGCAGCCUUGCUAGAUGUGCGUUCUGUGCCAGGCCUGGAUGGAUCUGGCUGGGAGGUGUUCGACAUCUGGAAGCUCUUCCGAAACUUUAAGAACUCGGCCCAGCUGUGCCUGGAGCUGGAGGCCUGGGAACGGGGCCGGGCUGUGGACCUCCGCGGCCUGGGCUUUGAGCGGGCUGCCCGACAGGUCCAUGAGAAGGCCCUGUUCCUGGUGUUUGGUCGUACCAAAAAGAGAGACCUCUUCUUCAACGAGAUUAAGGCCCGCUCUGGCCAGGAUGACAAGACUGUGUAUGAAUACCUGUUCAGCCAGCGGCGGAAACGGCGGGCCCCGCUGGCCACCAGGCAGGGCAAGAGACCCAGCAAACCCCUCAAGGCUCGUUGCAGUCGGAAGGCGCUGCACGUCAACUUCAAGGACAUGGGCUGGGAUGACUGGAUCAUUGCACCUCUGGAGUAUGAAGCCUUCCACUGCGAGGGGCUGUGUGAGUUUCCUUUGCGCUCCCACCUGGAGCCUACGAACCAUGCGGUCAUCCAGACACUGAUGAACUCCAUGGACCCCGAGUCCACGCCCCCCACCUGCUGUGUGCCCACACGGCUGAGUCCCAUCAGCAUACUCUUCAUUGACUCUGCCAACAACGUGGUGUACAAGCAGUAUGAGGACAUGGUCGUGGAGUCUUGUGGCUGCAGGUAGCAGCUCCGGCCCUCUGUCUUCCAGGGUGGCACCGUCCAAGAUCCCCUCCUCACUCUCCUGGAAUCACAGAGGGGUCAGUGGAGUGCGGCCAGAGUAUCUGCACAGCCUGCAGCAUAGGGGGGUUUAGCAGCCUCGCUCACGGCCCCGAGUGAGAUCCGGGGUAAAGAUGCCCUUCUAAGCCACAGCUCUCCCAUCUGAGAUGCCCUUUCCUCUAACCAGCAGGGAGGGGACAGACUCUGAAUGGGAUUCAAACCCCAAAGAUGAGUUCUUCAACGAGACUCAGACCACUGCUCUCCUCGCCUGGGCCUCCCCAGCCUGGGUUCUGACGACUGUGAAUCUCAGUGUUAUCCCAAGUACUUCUGGGGAGAGCCUCAGGUGCCAUGUCCUCUUCCCCUUUGAAUCACCUUUGUGCCUAACGACUUUCUGCCCCUGGGGCAGACGAGAUGUUGAUUGGGCUGGGGUGCUGGAGGGGGGCGGGAUGAGAGGGUUUGGGCAGGGGCAGGGAGUAUGAGCCUAUUAGACUAUUAGAUUAAAAUGUACAUUGAUGAGAUAAAAAGCAAAAUUGUGCUUAAAA
Jaculus jaculus (lesser Egyptian jerboa) is the source of this 2441-nucleotide messenger RNA. It is a transcript of the gene Gdf5, whose product is annotated as growth differentiation factor 5. The transcript has 2 exons. The coding region runs from base 380 to 1867 and encodes 495 amino acids. NCBI's taxonomy places the organism in Eukaryota, Metazoa, Chordata, Mammalia, Rodentia, Dipodidae. Gene Ontology annotation, cellular component: extracellular region. Gene Ontology annotation, biological process: SMAD protein signal transduction; BMP signaling pathway. The record is from RefSeq and is a predicted model, not a curated record. Gene Ontology annotation, molecular function: growth factor activity; cytokine activity.